Messenger RNA from Cynoglossus semilaevis (tongue sole), 995 nucleotides. RefSeq names its product nuclear receptor 2C2-associated protein (gene nr2c2ap). The coding region runs from base 331 to 750 and encodes 139 amino acids. The record is from RefSeq and is a predicted model, not a curated record. NCBI's taxonomy places the organism in Eukaryota, Metazoa, Chordata, Actinopteri, Pleuronectiformes, Cynoglossidae. The transcript has 5 exons.
UUUGGGCAUGCCUGCAGACACUUGAAAAUAAACAAUACUAUGCAAACAUUUGGCAGCUAAUGUUUAGCAGCUUUACAAACGUAUUGCCCUGAUACAUGCAUACAAAAGCCAAACUCAAUAAUAAUUCUCAUUAAUUCUUAUACCUCUGCGUAGUUUUUACAGCAUCACUUCCAAGCUGACCGCUUUCACAAUGCUUUGACACAAUAAUUUGGUCCAUGGCUUCAUCUUGUGGAGAGAAAGAGGAACGACAGUUUGCCACUGACGUCACUGUCGCAAAAACGGCAGACGUGAACACUACGCUAUACGGCAAAUUGAAAAUUUAAAACUAAUAUGGCUUCCUUGAUUUGCAGGGAAACUCAAAGCAGAGUCAGUUCAGUUUUGAACAGAGAUGUGAAACAGUUUGGAAAGAAGUUUAUGUUUGACAACGAUGAAGAAACGUGUUGGAAUUCAGAUCAGGGGGAAUGUCAGUGGGUGUCUCUGGAAUUCCCCAAGACUGUUAAAGUGUCAGAGUUGAAAGUCCAGUUCCAGGGGGGGUUCUCAGCUAAAACAUGCAGACUAGAAGGUUGCCAAAGAGAAAAAGACUUUACAGCUAUCGGCCAUUUUUACCCAGAAGACAACAACUCACUUCAGAGCUUUCCCAUACAGGAGGCCCCUCCGGUGGACAAAGUAAAAAUAAUAUUUGAAAAUAGUGCUGACUUUUUUGGUCGAAUAAUUGUUUAUUCUUUGGACAUCCUGGGAGAAAAUGCUUGAUUACUAGUCUUUUCAACCCUCUCCUGAGAGAGGAAAUGGUCCUUGUUCAAUGCACAGGAUGGUGUGACCUCCCCCCAUUAUGAGGCCUUUUUUGGAAUGGGUCACUUUUAAGGGACUGAUGCAUUUUUUUCAUCAAUCAUCACUUCAAGACUAACUGAACUUACUAAAUGCAAUGUCCAUAUACUAUAAAUCUUUGUUCUUUAUAUUUAAAUAAGCAUUCUGACAGGUAAAAAAUAAAUGUUUUU